GCCCUGCUGAAGGUGCUGGUGGACGAACGAGAAAAGGCCUUGGAGAAGCAGCAUGUCUCUGCAGUUGAGAAGCAGGCGCAGAAGUGUGAAGAGCUACUCAAUGCUCAGCAUCAAAGGCUGCUUGAUAUGUUGGAAGAAGAGCGGAAAAUCUUAGAAGAAAAAACCCAAGAAUGCAUGUUGCAACAAUCACAGGAAUACAAGGAAAUGUUGGAGAAAUGCAUGGAGAAGGAAAGGGAACGCAAUAAGGAGGCAUUGGCCACAGCGGCAAAGGUUGAAAAAGAGGAUUUGCAGGCUGCCAUCCUAGCAGCAGUCACAGCCGAAAGGGAAAACAUGAAAAAACUGCAUGACCAAGAAAAAGAAUUAUGGCAAGCAGAGAGAAAUAAAGAUCGAGAGAAGAUUGCCCAAGCGGUAGAAGAAGCAGCGGGACGGCAAAAGCAGAGUUCAGAA
This is a messenger RNA of Thamnophis sirtalis, 447 nucleotides long. The record is from RefSeq and is a predicted model, not a curated record. NCBI's taxonomy places the organism in Eukaryota, Metazoa, Chordata, Lepidosauria, Squamata, Natricidae.